Molecule: messenger RNA, 771 nt
Organism: Arctia plantaginis
Lineage: Eukaryota; Metazoa; Arthropoda; Insecta; Lepidoptera; Erebidae
Source: the annotation of a GenBank genome assembly
AUGAACGAAUUAAAUUAUAACGCAGGGAUGAGCUCCUACCAGUUCGUCAACUCGCUCGCCUCCUGUUAUGGGAAUCAAGGGCCAGGGCGUACUGGGACGCCCGUUGAACAGGCUGGUCAUCCGGGCUUACCAACACCAGGAGCCGAUUAUUACAAUCCCAAUGCAGCAGCGACGGCGUACCCUAAUGCAUGCUACUCUCCACCACAAGUGGGACAUCAUUAUCCACAACACCCUUACGGGACACCUGCUUCUGGGGCUCACAUGCAGGCUCAAACAAUGAUAGACUACACCCAAUUACAUCCACAAAGAUUGGGUAGUUCUACGAGUCAUAUGCAUCAACACUCAAAUCCAAGUCCUGGAGCGUUAUCUCCGAACUUGAUGUCAACACCGCCUAGCCAAGCUACUAGCGCAAGUUGUAAAUUUGCGGAUUCUACAUCCACGACAGGAGUAGCAUCGCCUCAAGACUUGUCUACAUCUUCAGGACCUGGAAGGACCUCACCCGGCUUUGGAGGCGUUGGACAAAAUUCAAGUGGAACUAGCACCAAACUAGGUUUGACUACACCGAUCGCAUCUCCUGUGGAGCACAAAGCUAAUGUGAAUCAGAAUAUAUCAAGCCCUGCUUCUAGUACCUCUAGUAACGAAAGUAAUGAAGCGAACAACUCCGGAUCAAACAACACGAAGAAUUCUAAGUCGUCGACAUCGAACUCUUCAGCAAAUCCUCCGCAAAUAUACCCCUGGAUGAAGCGUGUACAUCUUGGACAAAGUAAGUAG